Molecule: messenger RNA, 972 nt
Organism: Botrytis sinoallii
Lineage: Eukaryota; Fungi; Ascomycota; Leotiomycetes; Helotiales; Sclerotiniaceae
Exons: 1
Coding region: 1-972 (323 amino acids)
Source: RefSeq, a predicted model, not a curated record
AUGGGAAUAGAUGUCGACUAUUAUACCACAGUCAAAGAGGUAUAUACCGAUGCUACAACUCGGAUCUCGAAUCAAGGGACUUCUUUAUCGCUUCUCAACGCAGCCGGGAUCGGAAGAUAUCGUAAUGAUAAGCACAUCUCCAUCAAUCAUAAUCUCCCUAGCUGGGUUCCAGACUUCUCGCAUUUCCCAGACUCUAAUCUUCUUUCUAUUCCUGCUAGUUUGGAGGACUACAAAAUGCCGGAGGCUUCCAAAGCCAAAAAAUCUCUGAUUAAUAUCAACUCGACAAAUCCAGGUAGAGUCUUGAUGAAAAUUCAAGGUCGAUCAGUGUCUCGUGUUACUGCCAUCUACCCCUCUAGACCUACAACCGUAUACAAGAACAAUUUUGGCGAGUUCCAAGUCGAGCUGAAACAACGUCAAGAUUGGAUUAUCGAGACAAUGAAUUACGCAUCAAGACUUGAGCCUUAUCCAGGUGGCAUACCUUGGCGUCAAGUAUACUCACGCACUCUUGUCAAUAAUAAACUGCCCCUUCCUAUCCGUGGAAUGCCAGUGGAACCUCCAUAUUGGGAGCACCUGGACGUUUUCCUCGAAGUUUUGGAAAAUAUAAUAGGAGCUAAUGCGCAAGAGAUAAGCGAGAUAGAAAAGGCAGGAGGAGUAAUUGAAGGUUUUGAUGAAGAGAUUGUGGAAAAGACGCGGAAGUUUGCAUCGGGGGUUGCUUUCCGUGGACAUAUGUUCGAGACGGAUAAUGGAUAUUUGGGAAUGGGUCAGGAGGGUAUGGAGGUGGGUGAUGAGGUUUGUUUGUUUUAUGGGGGGGAGACGCCGUAUAUUGUGCGGAGAUUAACAGAGUGUCAGAGCAAGGCUUCGAAUCAAGCCUCGGGACAUGAGUAUGUUUUGGUUGGUGAUUGUUAUGUUGAUGGGUGGAUGGAUGGGGAAGCUACGGGGAUGGGUGAGGAGAAAGAGUUUGUGCUGGUUUGA